Messenger RNA from Manihot esculenta (cassava), 1407 nucleotides. RefSeq names its product protein ENHANCED DISEASE RESISTANCE 2. Lineage: Eukaryota; Viridiplantae; Streptophyta; Magnoliopsida; Malpighiales; Euphorbiaceae. The transcript has 3 exons. The record is from RefSeq and is a predicted model, not a curated record. Bases 164 to 1111 code for a protein of 315 amino acids.
UCAGAAUAUAUAACUAAUAAAAACCAGAAGCUUUAUUUCAAGUCUCUCUCUUUUCAACCUUUAAACCCUGAUUUCUGUGAUCUAUCUAUCUCUCCAUUGUCAGGGUUCCUACGAAAUCUUGAUUCUUGACUCACCCAUCUCUUUCUUUCUAUCAAAGGACCAUAUGGCCAGCCCUGCUGAGAGAAGUGAGUGUGAAUGGAUAGAAAGAAUCAAAGCAGAUGGGGCUGUGCCGCUACUUGAACCAGAAAAUUGUCCAAAUGGUUGGGCUUCCCCACCAGGAGACAAAUUCAUGGUGAGAGGUCCAGAUUACUUGACAAGCAAGGUUAAAAUCCCUGCCGAAGAAUGCCUUCUAAAGCCUCUUGGAUUUGACUGGAUUAAAGGUUCUACCAAGAUUGGGGAGAUUUUGAAGAAUCCAAAUAGCCGUGUAAGGAAGACUAUCGACGAUGAGUUUCCAACUGGCGAUAAGCCUUUUGUUUGGGCAUUUAAUCUACAAGUACCUAGCAAGGAUAAUUAUAGUGCUGUGGUGUAUUUUGUUGCCACAGAACCAAUCACGGAGGGAUCGUUGGUGGACCGGUUCUUGAGAGGGGAUGAUGGGUUCAGAAAUUCAAGACUCAAACUGAUUGCCAACAUUGUAAAAGGUCCCUGGAUUGUAAGAAAGGCAGUCGGGGAGCAGGCCGUAUGCAUUAUUGGUCGUGCCCUUACUUGUAGAUACUGUGUUGCAGAGAAUUUUUUUGAAGUAGAUGUGGAUAUUGGAUCAUCUGUGGUUGCAAGUGCAAUUGUUCAUCUAGCAUUUGGUUACAUCACGAUGCUGACUGUUGACUUAGCUUUUGUCAUCGAGGGUCAGACAGAGUCGGAGCUUCCAGAACGACUCUUAGGUGCUGUCAGAUUCUCUGAUCUAAACCCUGCUUCUGCGCAUUCCUUUGAGCCAUCAUCAGAUGAAACUGCUGGUAGUUUGCAUUCUUCAUUGCCGACGCGUUUGUGGAAAUCCAUUGGCCAGGGAUUUUCUCAAUUUCUCCAUCCAGGUGCUCAAGAGGAUGGUUCUACCAAUGGAUCGGCCCAUGUUAAUGGAACUUCCAAUCAUGAAGAAUGUCCUGAAGAUGUAAAGAAAUGAUGAAUAGGCUCCUGCUAGUCGAUCGUGCAUAAGUUGUCAGUAAGAAAAGCUUAAUCGGAGUGGCAAAGCGUCUAAUAUUCAUAGCAUCUGCUGCUCUAUCAUUUGAUUGAUGUGAUUAGUUGCAGUCUCUGAGCAGAGACUGUGGAGUUUAUGGCAUUGAAAGAGUAGUACAGUGAAUUCAUUGAUUGAUAGUUAUAAAACUGUUUCUGUGUAUAACUAAUGAAUACAUAUAUAUAUACGUAUACAUUUCAUUUAAAAACUAUGAGUUGAUUUAUUUGAUUUGGGUUCUGUUGUUA